CGCUCAUCACUCCCACGACUGGUAUACUCGGUCGUUCUCAUAAUCUCUCUUCUCCAUCCUCUCCAUCUUUCUCUCUCUCUGUCGCGCUCUCCUUCCACGUCCACAUGACAACUCUCGACCCCAUCUGCCCUCACCCUUACGCCCAUCAAGUCUCGUCGCGCAGGCGACACGUUACCGUCAAGCGCUUCAACGUCCUCUGCCGGCUCUCCGAACAAGACAUCAUCAACACCGUACCCGAGGAUGUCGAGGACGCGGCCACCCGCCCUCCCGUCACCAUCGACCACGACGUGUACCCACAUAUCAUCGCAUCCAUUCUCUCCUAUGCCAAGGCCGGUGUCCUCAGUGUCUUCGGCGCGACCAGCAAAUAUUACCGCGACUACGUUGAGGACCUCCUUGCACCCAGCCAAACAGUCGCCUAUGUCAGUUUCAACUGCGUCAAAGGUCGGCCCAACUCGGGGCUACCCACGAUGAAAGGAAAUGAGGAAGCGAUCGCAGCGUUCCUUGCCGCCGACGUCCCCCGCCUGCGCAACCGACUGAGGCGUGUCCGCGCCCUCGAGUUCCCUACAUGUCUCAAGACCUUCCGGGGUAAACACUGGCAUGCGGUACCCCUCAUCUCGCAAGAGACGUACCGGACUCUCUUCCCCUCAGUCAUCGUCCGCAUGCGCAACCACGCCGACAUACCAGAGCGACUUGUCCGUGUAAUGGAUAAGAUGGCCAUUUUCCUGGAUCUAGAACUUGGACUGCCCGAGUGCGCUAAGCGUUCCCGACUACAUGUUCCUCGUAAGCGCAUGGUGGUGAAUGUUCGCGGCUCCUCGGGAGCUCACGUGUCGCCGUUGCUGACCGUCCUUCCCAAGCUCAGCUACCCCCCGUGCUUGGUGUUGAACUUUGAUGCAUGGGAGGUCCCCCACGGCACGGUCAAAUACAUGACCCUUGUCGAAAGCACCAUGCUCAUCACCUACAUUGCGGAAGCGCUGAAGCGCUGCACCGUUGUCCUCGUCGAGUUCGGGAGGGUGUGGGCGUGGUCCCAACCCCCAGAUGACACGGACGACGAGAGCCAACUCGUCCCUCUCGACUACCGCACGGUCGAGACGCUACUUGCCCCCUUCCGUCUCCCGGCGAAAAAGAAGCUACACGUACUCUCGCUCGCAGAGUAUCGCCAGAGUGCUGGAGACGGAUUUGCCGCCGAGACUUAUUGGUCGAUCUAGCGGCUAGCAGACACAUUCUGCGCCGCCUCACCGUCUCUCCCACGCCAUAGUCCUUUGUAUUCUAUCAACGUACUCUAUCCCAUCCCUCUAGAUGCUCCGUUUCUCCUCGCCGUGCGGGGAUGCAUCCCCCAUGUUCGACCACACCGCCUACCCGC
Messenger RNA from Cutaneotrichosporon oleaginosum, 1360 nucleotides. RefSeq lists its product as uncharacterized. NCBI's taxonomy places the organism in Eukaryota, Fungi, Basidiomycota, Tremellomycetes, Trichosporonales, Trichosporonaceae. The record is from RefSeq and is a predicted model, not a curated record.